Aureobasidium namibiae CBS 147.97 is the source of this 933-nucleotide messenger RNA. RefSeq names its product putative uridine/cytidine kinase. The coding region runs from base 1 to 933 and encodes 310 amino acids. The record is from RefSeq and is a predicted model, not a curated record. Gene Ontology annotation, cellular component: cytoplasm. The transcript is spliced from 4 exons. Lineage: Eukaryota; Fungi; Ascomycota; Dothideomycetes; Dothideales; Saccotheciaceae.
AUGGCCAUUGAGAUAGUUGACGACAAGUCCGAGCACUGCAUACCUUUCAUCCUCGACAAGAUCAAGGCACAUUGCGAUUACUACAAAAAAGAAGGCAAGGAUGCCCCGCCAUUCUUCCUGGGACUGAACGGUAUUCAAGGCGCAGGAAAGACGACCCUGGUCUCAGCUCUCUACAACACCCUAACCUCGCCUCCUCACAAUCUACCCACAGUAGUCUUCUCAAUCGACGACCUCUACCUCACCCACUCAGCCCAAAGAAAACUCGCUGAGUCUCAACCAAACAACCCGCUAAUCCAACACCGUGGCCAACCCUCCACUCAUGACAUUGCCCUCGGCAAACAAAUAUUCUCUCAGCUCGUAGCCCGCGAACCGAAUAUUCGCAUCCCCAGCUACGAUAAGUCUCUGCACGAUGGCCAAGGCGAUCGCGCAGAUCCAGAAACUUGGGAAGUCAUCAACAAAGACGGCGAACCACCAAUUGAAGUUGUGAUCUUCGAAGGCUGGUGUGUUGGCUUUAGAAGUUUGAGUGAUAAGGAGUUGGUGCAGAAAUGGGAGGGUGCAAAGGCGGCGAGGAUUUUUGACAAGGAGGCUUAUCAUGGAAGACUUGCUUCGUUGGAGUUGGAGCAUGUGUCGUUCGUCAACGAGGCUUUGAGGCAGUAUGAUGCUUUGACUGACUACUUUGGUGCUCUGGUACACAUCGAUGCUGUGGACACGCUUUUCGUUUACGAGUGGCGUCUGCAGCAAGAACGUGCCUUGCGAGAACAAAAAGGCAAGGGUAUGACAGACAAGCAGGUUAUUGAGUUUGUCAAUGGCUAUUAUCCAGCCUAUGAGCUCUACACGGAUGUGCUUCGUAAAGGCAUCUUUUCCCAAACUGGCAAACAGUUACGAUUGAUUGUUGACAAGCAACGUAAAGUAGAGCAAGUGGAGUUACAGUGA